UUGUUUUGCUAUUUCUGUUGUUUUAGAACUAUAUCGUUGAAUGAAGCUCUAUGCGGGUAUGAAAUCCCACUCAAACAUCUUGACGGCCGUACUUUAAUUCUUAAGAAUAAGCCCGGAGACAUUAUCACUCCAGAUUGUAUUCGUGGCAUUGUUGGUGAAGGCAUGCCGCAGAGACGUCACCAUGAUCUUCGUGGCAACCUUUAUGUUAAAUUCGACGUAGAAUUUCCAAAUGAUCACUUUUUAGACGAUGAUGUUAAGUACAAGCUGAUCGAAACUGCAUUCCCACCGGUGAGAAAGGUUGCAUAUCCGUCGAACUGUGAAGAGGUUUCUUUGAUGGAGUACGAUGAGAAGCGGUAUCGCGGAGGGAGAGGAGGACAGGCAUACGAAGAGGACGGAUCAGAUGAAGAGAUGGGUGGUCAUCACGGG
Molecule: messenger RNA, 426 nt
Organism: Strongylus vulgaris
Lineage: Eukaryota; Metazoa; Nematoda; Chromadorea; Rhabditida; Strongylidae
Source: the annotation of a GenBank genome assembly